This is a messenger RNA of Enhydra lutris kenyoni (northern sea otter), 1521 nucleotides long. RefSeq names its product cholinergic receptor nicotinic alpha 2 subunit. The record is from RefSeq and is a predicted model, not a curated record. Gene Ontology annotation, molecular function: transmembrane signaling receptor activity; acetylcholine-gated monoatomic cation-selective channel activity. NCBI's taxonomy places the organism in Eukaryota, Metazoa, Chordata, Mammalia, Carnivora, Mustelidae. Bases 1 to 1521 code for a protein of 506 amino acids. Gene Ontology annotation, biological process: nervous system process; signal transduction; chemical synaptic transmission. The transcript is spliced from 6 exons. Gene Ontology annotation, cellular component: synapse; postsynaptic membrane; neuron projection.
AUGGGCCCCUCCCACUCUGCGGUCCUGUCCAUGAUAAAGCUCGGUUUGUGGUGGCUCCAUCUGAUCCCGGCAGGGUCGGCACAGCGAGCUUCCCCUACCCAAGCUGAGGACCGCCUCUUCAAACACCUCUUCAGGGGCUACAACCGCUGGGCACGGCCGGUCCCCAACACCUCGGACGUGGUGAUCGUGCGCUUCGGGCUGUCAAUUGCCCAGCUCAUCGAUGUGGAUGAGAAGAACCAAAUGAUGACCACCAACGUCUGGCUAAAGCAGGAGUGGAACGACUACAAGCUGCACUGGAACCCGGCUGACUUCGGCAACAUCACAUCCCUCCGGGUCCCUUCGGAGAUGAUCUGGAUCCCUGACAUUGUCCUCUACAACAAUGCAGAUGGGGAGUUUGCGGUGACCCACAUGACCAAGGCCCACGUCUUCUCCACGGGCACCGUGCACUGGGUGCCCCCCGCCAUCUACAAGAGCUCCUGCAGCAUCGACGUCACCUUCUUCCCCUUCGACCAGCAGAACUGCAAGAUGAAGUUUGGCUCCUGGACCUACGACAAGGCCAAGAUCGACCUGGAGCAGAUGGAGCAGACGGUGGACCUGAAGGACUACUGGGAGAGCGGAGAGUGGGCCAUCAUCAACGCCACUGGCACCUACAACACCAAGAAGUACGACUGCUGUGCGGAGAUCUACCCCGACGUCACCUACUACUUUGUCAUCCGGCGCCUGCCGCUCUUCUACACCAUCAACCUCAUCAUCCCCUGCCUGCUCCUCUCCUGCCUCACCGUGCUCGUCUUCUACCUGCCCUCGGACUGCGGCGAGAAGAUCACGCUCUGCAUCUCCGUGCUGCUCUCGCUCACCGUCUUCCUCCUGCUCAUCACCGACAUCAUCCCCUCCACCUCCCUGGUCAUCCCGCUCAUUGGCGAGUAUCUGCUCUUCACCAUGGUCUUUGUCACGCUCUCCAUUGUCAUCACGGUCUUUGUCCUCAAUGUUCACCACCGCUCCCCCAGCACCCACAUGAUGCCCCACUGGGUGCGGGUGGCCUUUCUGGGCUGUGUGCCCCGGUGGCUGCUAAUGAGCCAGCCCCUGCCCUCCUUGGAGCCCAAGCACCCCCCAGAUCUGAAGCCCGGCUCCUCUUACCACUGGCUGGAGACCAACGUGGAUGCGGAUGAGAGGGAGGAGGAAGAGGAGGAGGAAGACAGAUGGGUGUGGGCAGCCCAGUCCUUGCCCCGCCUGGGUGUCCUCUGCAGCCAUGGUGGUCGGCACCAAGGGGCUUUGGGUCCCAAGGCAGACGCCCGGUGGCAGCAGGGUGGGCUUCUGCUGUCACCUCGCAUACAGAAGGCGCUGGAAGGUGUGCGUUAUAUCGCCGAUCACCUGCGAUCUGAGGAUGCUGACUCUUCAGUCAAGGAAGACUGGAAGUAUGUGGCCAUGGUCAUUGAUAGGAUAUUCCUCUGGUUGUUUAUCGUCGUCUGCUUCCUGGGGACAGUUGGACUAUUUCUGCCUCCAUUCCUGGCUGGAAUGAUCUGA